Molecule: messenger RNA, 868 nt
Organism: Vitis vinifera (wine grape)
Lineage: Eukaryota; Viridiplantae; Streptophyta; Magnoliopsida; Vitales; Vitaceae
Product: transcription factor bHLH118
Exons: 3
Coding region: 5-718 (237 amino acids)
Biological process (GO): regulation of transcription by RNA polymerase II
Cellular component (GO): RNA polymerase II transcription regulator complex
Molecular function (GO): DNA-binding transcription factor activity, RNA polymerase II-specific; protein dimerization activity; RNA polymerase II transcription regulatory region sequence-specific DNA binding
Source: RefSeq, a predicted model, not a curated record
UACAAUGUUCCCUUUACAACAAUGCUAUGAGUUGUCUGAUGAUGAAAUCUUCUCUCUUCUCCAGCAACAACAUAUAAAUCAACAAGAUCCGAGUCAUGCUUCAAUGGAGGGAAGUAAUCUUCCCAAGAAUACGGAAAAGAGCCCUAGAAAAAAGGAAUUAUUAGCUACUCCAGGCGACAAUGAUGGCAAUACCAGUGGUGGUGACAGGAAGAUCAUGCGUAGGGACAUGGAAAGGCAAAGGCGCCAAGAGAUGGCAAAUCUGAAUGCUUCUCUUCGAUCACUACUCCCCAUUGAAUAUAUAAAGGGAAAACGUUCAAUAUCUGAUCACAUGCAUGAAGCUGUGAAUUACAUAAAUGACCUGCAGAUGAAGAUUCAAGAUUUAGGUAACAAGAGAGACGCGUUGAAAAGGCAGUGUAAUAUGAGCGCUUCUCACUUGGAGAGUAGAAGCUCGGAGAUCUGUCCGCCUAACUGUGUUGUGGUCUCCCCAUGUUUGGGUGGUGUGGAGAUUCUGGUCAGUGGUGGAUUCAGAGAGGAAGGGUUACUAUCCAGAGUGAUGGAAUUACUGUUUGAAGAAAGGCUUAGUGUUGUUAGUUGUGUUUCCACCAAAGUAAAUGAAGGGUUGCUUCACACCAUCAAUUGCAAGGUUGCUGAUCCCUCAUGUGUUGAUCUUUCUAUGCUGCAGCAGAAACUGUUGGAUGCUGCGAAUCCAUCUUUCUGAUUCCAAGUAAUAGUGUAUCUGUUACUACUGAUCUGAAGACUGAACUUUGUUGUUAUAUUCAUCUGGAAAAAAAAAAAAAAAGAAGAGAAAAUGGAGAACUUAGCUUUGCGUAUUAUACGACCAAUUACUAUCAUAUAUAUAUGAUGUUUC